Molecule: messenger RNA, 3720 nt
Organism: Anopheles bellator
Lineage: Eukaryota; Metazoa; Arthropoda; Insecta; Diptera; Culicidae
Exons: 13
Coding region: 158-3634 (1158 amino acids)
Biological process (GO): proteolysis
Molecular function (GO): serine-type endopeptidase activity
Source: RefSeq, a predicted model, not a curated record
UCGUAUCGGAUCCAGAUCGGCCACUAGCUCUAGCACUUUAUUGCGUGCGGCUCGGCAAGCAUAUACUUGGAUUCCACGCGCUGCGUGUGUACGGAAGGACACAGAUUGGACGCUGAGAUUAGGAAAAGGCCGGAGUUGUCAAGGGUGUUACCGAAGAAUGGCCUUCCGCGGAGGUUUUCUGCUGUCCGCGCUGAUCGGUCUACUCGUGCUCGGUGUUUCUCAUCAAGUGCAGCAAUGUAGGACCCCAACGCAGCUCGCCGGCCGGUGCAUCUCCAUCUACGAGUGCGAGAGUAUACUGAGCUACUUCAACGGUCGCUUCCUGAGCCCGGAAGAUCGGCUGUUCCUGCAGCGCUCGCAGUGUUCCGCUCUUAGUGGCGCCACCGGCCGUCAACCGUUCGUGUGCUGUCCGACUGACGGAGCACAGCCCAACGUUGGGACAACCCCCGUCGUAGUCGCCCCGACGGUCCGCACGACGGCCAGCCUCGACGCGCAACUGAUCGGUGGUUUGCUACCGAAUCCGAAGAAGAACGAAUGUGGCGUUAGUAUCGGAAUGCGUAUCUAUGGCGGUGAGAACGCGGACAUCGACGAGUUUCCGUGGCUGGCGAUGAUGGAGUAUCAGUCGCGGAAGGGUGAACGGAAGUUUAGCUGCGGUGGCACGCUGAUCAACGGUCGCUACGUCCUGACGGCGGCCCACUGCGUCAUCGGGGAAAUCGAGCGCAAGGAAGGCAAGCUUGUCGGCGUUCGGCUGGGAGAGUACAACACCAACACGGACGUGGACUGUGUGCAGGAGGAGGGCGAACAGAUCUGUGCCGAUCCACCGAUCAACGUCGGGGUGGAGACGAUCAUCCCGCACCCACAGUACGACGAACCGUCCCAUGCGCACGACAUUGCGCUUGUCCGGCUCGCGGAGACGGUCGCGUACACGGACUUCGUGCAACCGGUUUGUCUGCCCCUGGCCGACUUCCGCCCGUCGAAGACGGGUGACGUGAACUUUUUGACCGGAUUCGGACGAACACUCAAAGCAAAAAACAGCGCCAUCAAGCAAAAGCUCGCGAUCAAGGUGUACGACCACGAGCGGUGCCGGCUAAAGUACGCGGAGCAACGGGCGGUGAUAACGACGAGCCAGAUCUGUGCCGGGGGUGAGUUCGCCAAGGACUCGUGCCACGGUGAUUCCGGUGGCCCGCUAAUGAAACUGCAGACCGUCUGGUUCCUGGAGGGUGUUGUGUCGUACGGAAACCGAUGCGGGCUCGAGGACUGGCCCGGCGUCUACACACAUAUACCGGCCUACAUGCCGUGGAUACGCAGUAAUAUCAUCAUGUGGUUCGCGGUGCUGCUACUUAUCGGAUGCUGGGCCAGUGGGUCGCUCGGUCAGCAGGACGGUUGCCGGACGCCGGAUCACCGCGAUGGGCGCUGUGUGCCGUUGGUGGAGUGUAAGAGUGUUCAGGAAGAGUUUUUCCUCACCGAACGGGUGCUGAGUCAGGAUGAGAUCGAUUUUCUGAACCAGCUGCGGUGCGCCACACCCACGAUGCCGGUGACGAUCUGCUGUGCCGAUAACGUGACGACCUUGAAGCGGAACGUCACGGGUGGAAGCCGGGUGGAUCUGCCGAACCCGCGAGCCUUCGAGUGUGGACUGGAUUCGCUCGGUGAUCGGAUCGUCGGUGGUAACGAGACGGACAUCGACGAGUUCCCGUGGUACGCGCUGUUGCAGUACGAGUCGAAAAAGGGCGAACGGGCGUUCAAGUGUGGCGGUUCGCUCAUCAACGGCCGCUACGUCCUGACGGCGGCCCACUGCCUGGCGAACCGGAAGCUGGACGAAGGCGAACGGCUUGUGACGGUGCGCAUUGGCGAACACGACACGACCAGCGAGCAGGACUGUAACGAGGAGUUUUGUGCCGAUCCGGUCCAGGAUUUUGGGAUCGAGAAGGUGAUCACGCAUCCGCUGUACGAGAAGUAUGGCAAAACUCAGCACCACGAUAUCGGGCUCGUUCGGCUCGAUCGUGACGUCACGAUGAACAACUUCGUCUCUCCGGUGUGCCUUCCGACGGUGGACUUUUCUCCGACCCGGAACGGGAACGUUACGGCCGUUGGCUUUGGACACACUGGGCGCAAAAAGCACAGUGGGGUUAAAAUGAAAGCAUCGAUUCCGGUGUACGAUCAGGACGAGUGUAACAAGAAGUGGAAGAAUGUGGAGAUCAUCCCGCAACAGCUGUGCGCUGGUGGACUGUUUGGGAUCGAUAGCUGCAGUGGGGACUCCGGGGGGCCGCUACUCACCCGACGGUUGUACUGGGUCCAGGAGGGCAUCAUUUCGUACGGGAACCAGUGUGCCCUGGAGGGUUGGCCCGGUGUUUACACGCGGUCGCCCACGGAUAGUGCUCCCGACAAGAUCAUGGCUACUGAGGCGCGAUCGCUACUGCUGCUGCCGCCGCUGUUGCUGCUCUGCUGUUUCGUCCCGUGCGCUGUGGUCGGUGCUGCCAUCGACACAGAGGAGGACCGACCCGUCUGGGACACGGUGGAAGUGUGCGCCAUUCCGAACGAGAGCACCCCAGGCGAAUGCCGACCGGCGGCCGAUUGUCCGGCGUUCGCCAAAAUCAAUGACGUUUCCAGCAUCGCCUCCGUCGAGCGGUUCAGCUUCAUCAAGCAGCUCCAGUGUAACGGCACCGACUACGUACCCUACGUAUGCUGUCCCCGCGGUAGCGGUUCCUACGUGCAACCGUACGUGAACGAGACCAUGGUGGCGAAGAAUCGCAUCGCUAGCCGGCUGGCGUUCGACGGGGACACCUGCGGUCUGCAGACCUACGUGGCGAAGAUACGCGGUGGUCAGCUGGCCGAGAUCGACGAGUUCCCGUGGAUGGCGAUGCUGCUCUACGAGCUGGUUUCUUGUCGUUUUUUGACAGACAAUCGUCCUCUAACGCAGGCCUGUGGAGGCGCCCUAAUAAGCCGGACGUACGUCGUUAGCGCUGCCCACUGCGUGACCGGAAGGAAUCUGGAGACCAGCAAGGGCAAGCUGAAGGUCGUGCGGCUGCGUGAAUACAACGUACACACGGAUCCGGACUGUGUGGUCGAAAAUAAUCUGAAGGAUUGCUCGGACAACAAGCUGGAUCUGCCCCCGAAGCAGAUCAUCCCGCACCCGGAGUACAACCCGGAGUCGAGCCACCAGCGCAACGACAUCGCGCUCAUCCGCAUCGACCAGACACCGCCGUUUACGGACUUCUUGCGCUCGAUCUGUCUGCCGGAGUGGGACUUCGAGAACAGUGGCACCGCGGGCAAAAAGCUCAGCGUGUCCGGCUGGGGCCGAACGGACAUUUUUGCCGAAAAGCUCGGUCCAGACACGUUGAGUCCUAUCAAGUUAAAGCUAAGCCUGCCGUACGUGGAACGGGAGAAGUGCAGCAAAACGUUUCGCCCGUGGAACUUUGUGCCGAGCGAGGGCCAGAUAUGUGCCGGGGGAGAGCGGGCUAAGGAUACGUGCGCCGGUGACAGCGGGUCGCCGCUGAUGAGCUUCGACAUGAAGCAGGGCCGAUGGUUCAUCACCGGCAUUGUUAGCCUGGGCGUUCGCCAGUGUGGCGUCGAAGGGCUGCCCGGUGUCUACACGAACGUGUUCCACUAUCUGCCCUGGAUUAGGAUGUACGUGAAGUGACGCUGGAUCGAAAGAGUUGGUGGCCAGCGGGCUGCAGUGUGGGGUUCCGAUGUUUAGUAAAGGGAAAUAAAAUGUAUGCUUCGUAA